Leishmania mexicana MHOM/GT/2001/U1103 is the source of this 1608-nucleotide messenger RNA. RefSeq names its product metallo-peptidase, Clan MF, Family M17. The coding region runs from base 1 to 1608 and encodes 535 amino acids. Gene Ontology annotation, biological process: proteolysis. The record is from RefSeq and is a predicted model, not a curated record. NCBI's taxonomy places the organism in Eukaryota, Euglenozoa, Kinetoplastea, Trypanosomatida, Trypanosomatidae. Gene Ontology annotation, cellular component: cytoplasm. The transcript has a single exon. Gene Ontology annotation, molecular function: metalloaminopeptidase activity; manganese ion binding.
AUGAAGCGUCCGCGUUCCAGCUCGGCGGUGGAGGAGUCGGCGGUGUCGGCGUACGUGCAGACGUGCACGAACUUCAAGUCGAGUGUGACGUUCACAGAUAUCUCGAAGGUAUCAUGUGUUGCGCCGCGCGUGCUUCUGGUUGGCGCGCUGGAGCAGCUGCAAGACAACUCUGUGAAGUCCGUGCCGUUUUACUGCUCGGCGGUUGCGGAGGUGCUGCAGCGGGUGAAGGCUGGUGCGACGGUGAAGACGCUUGCGGAGGUUUCAGGGCGCAAUGGCUUCAUAGAAGUGACGGUGACCGCGCUGCCGGCAACCAGGUCGCGCACGAACUGCCCUUACCGCGCGGACAGCAUAUCGGAGGCCGUCACUGCUGCGUGCGGGAGCGUCGAAGAAGGCGAGGUGCUUGACGUGUACGUGCGCGUGCCUGCUGGCGCGGAGACGGCGGUCGCGAACGCUGUUGCGCGCGCUGCGCCGCACUCGUACACCGCGAAGGCUAAGCAGGCGACGAAGGCGUACAUGAAACAGGAAAUCACGCUGAACGUCGUGAUGUCAUCACGCGCUGCGUUCACGCAGGAGAAAGUGCGCGGAAAGUCCGUGUGCGUGGCGGAGCUGGAGGCGAUCUGCACGUCUGUGCAGCUGUGCCAGCGCCUGGUGGACACGCCGCCGUGCAUGCUGGACACUGUCGUGUACGCUGAGAUCGCUUCUGCUUACGCCGCUGAGCUCGGCGUGGACAUGGCUGUGAUCAAGGGUGAGGAGCUGCGCGAGAAGGGCUACGGCGGUAUCUACGCUGUGGGCAAGUGUGCGCAGUACCCGCCGCACCUGGUGACGCUGCGCUACAGGAACCCGAACGCCACUGUGGGCGCCAAGAAUGUUGCGAUGACUGGCAAGGGUAUCGUGUACGACUGCGGCGGCCUUGCGCUGAAGCCGGCCGCGCACAUGACGAACAUGAAGACGGACAUGGGCGGCUCCGCCGGCGUGUUCUGCGCCUUCAUCGCGGUGGUGCGCAGCAUGAAGAUGCAGAAGGAUCACUUCAGCCACAUCGCCAACAUCAGCGUGACGCUGUGCUUGGCGGAGAACGCGAUCGGCCCCAACUCGUACCGAAACGACGACGUCGUGGUGAUGAAGUCGGGCAAGUCGGUGGAGGUGAUGAACACGGAUGCCGAGGGCCGCAUCGUGCUUGGCGACGGCGUGUUCUACGCGACGGGGGAGCAGUGCUUCAUCCCGGAUGUGGUGAUCGACAUGGCGACGCUGACGGGUGCGCAGGGUGUGGCGACGGGGUCGAGGCACGCCGGCAUUUACGUCAGCGAUGCCGAGGUAGAGAAGAACAUGGUCACUGCGGGCCUGCAGUCCGGCGACCUGUGCUACCCAGUGCUGUACUGCCCCGAGUACCACGAGGAGGUGUACAAAAGCCCCUGCGCCGAUAUGCGCAACAUUGCGAACUCGCCAUCCAGCGCCGGCUCGAGCUGCGGCGGGUACUUUGUCGAGCAGCAACUGAGCGAGCGCUUCAAGGGCCCCUUCGUCCACGUUGAUAUGGCCUACCCCAGCUCGAACCCGGCCGGCGCCACCGGCUACGGUGUUGCUCUCGUGUUCGAGUUUCUGCGCCACUACUAG